GGGCCCCCUUCAGGUCUUGGAAGGCGUCUUCCGCCGAAGGUUAUUAGGUUGCUUUGCGCCGCAGACAAAAAGACAUGCUUACAGUUUAGAUACAAAGUUGGGCUAAACUUUAGGUUUUAUUCUGCCAGCACUGCGUUUCGCUGCGUUUACUGCCGUUUUGUCUUCAGCCUGUGGCUGGCCUGAGCCUCCCUGGCAGGCAUCAUCCCCCUCAGUCAGUCUGACCGCCCACAGUACGGUGGUGCUGCGGGGUGGUGGGGGAGAAAGUGCUGCUUUGUGAAUGACGGGAUCUGCGGAGGACAGAAAACAAACUUUACCAAUAAUAUUUCCGACUGGGAACUGAUUUUGGAUUCACUUGAGAAGUUCGGACCGCCAAACAGGCGAUACCUGGCCGAAGAGGACCGAGAAAAAGCUAAGCUUCCAACCUGUUUCAGUGAAGCUGUAAAUCAUGGUGGUCAGUGUGGCCUGCGUCGCCUGCCUCUGCCUGGUGGUGAUGGUCAGUGGUGACCCCUGCCUCAUCAUCAGCGAGAUCAAUGCCGACAACCCAAGACUGGACAUUACUGAGUUCGUGGAGUUGUAUCACACCAGCGGACAGCGGGCCUCGCUGGACGGGUACACCCUCGUGUUCUAUAAUGGAAAUGGAAACAUAGCCUACAAAGUGCUGGACCUCAAAGGUCAAAGCACGGAUGACAGAGGUUUCUUCCUGGUGGGCUCGGUGGACAUGCUGCCUAAACCGGCCAUCCUCCUGCCGCCAAACACAGUCCAGAACGGCCCAGAUGCCAUCGUCCUCUACCGCACAUCUGCUGCUCGCUAUAGUGAAAAGAUGAACGUCACGGCUGUUGGGUUAGUGGAUGCUGUUGUCUACAUGACUCGCCGCACUGGAGGUGCAGAGUUCCUCGCUGAAAUUCUGACACCUGGGGAGCCGGCCUUUGUUGAGGAUGAAACGGCGCUCGAGGGGGAUGAAUCAAUCGAAAGGUGCCUGUUGUCUGAAGAUCGGUGGGGCUUUCAGGUGUCCUCACCCUCCCCUGGUCAGCGAAACAACUGCACCCCACCUGCUGCCCCAUCAACCAUUCCUUUAAUUACUGAGCUGAAGCUAGGUGGAGGGCAGGUGGAUGGGUUGGUGGAGCUGACGGAGGCUCCAGCUGCAGGUCCUCUGGUGCUGGUAGUGUGGGACGGGAAAACAGACAGGGUUAGUGUCAGUGUGAACGUGGAUGUGGACACCUCCAGGAAUGGAUUGAUCUCUGUGACCAUAGAAAAGAGCUACAUGAAAGGAGAUGAGUCUGGGGCAGUGGCCAUUUACAGUGGAAAAGCUACAGACUUUCCUGUGGGCAGUCCACUGAGCCAGAUACAGCCUCUAGAUGCGUUUGUGUAUGCCGGACCUGGAAACAAGCCUAGUGCCAACCUCACAGAGACUCUCAUACCGGGCCGGCAGCCGUACCAGCUGAGCAACAGUUUGAGAGAGGGUGGCUUCUAUCUCAGUCGCUGUGGUGUGGCUAACUGGGCCAGAGACCCUGGCAUCUUUUGGGAGGCUCCACAAACUCCUGGGCUGCCCAACCAGUGCCCUUGGCCAAAAAUAUGCCCUCACAGCAAUGUGGUUCCAGGAGGCACAGAUUCAUCGCCUCACCUCCCACCCUGGGGGAAUAGUGAUUUCCUGAUUAAUGAGCUGAACACUGACACACCUGGCGCAGCAGAGGACGGAGAGUACAUCGAGCUGUGGCACCCGUCAGGUCGCAGAGUCUCCUUGCAGGGCAUCUGGAUACUGCUGUUCAGCGCACACAAUAACCGGCCAUACAGGGAGAUCAGCCUGAGUGGACACUUCACCACAUCCAAAGGGUAUUUUCUGCUGGGCAGUGACAGGUUGGUGCCAGCCCCAUCACUUCGCCUGCCUCCCAACACCAUCCAGAAUGGACCAGAUGCCGUGGCGCUCUAUCGUAGCCCUUUUGGCCCACCAUCAGCCAUGCAGAGGGGGAUUCCUACCAAAGGCCUCCUGGAUGCUGUGGUUUAUCGACAGAGAGGAUCAGACAGGGAAGCACAGGAGCUGAGUAAAGCUCUGACCCCAGGACAGCUGCCACUGCUGGAGGACCCAGAGGUUCUGCCUGGUGAUGAGGCCCUUAGCCGUUGUAGAGGCCUUUACCCCUAUGACCUGUCUGCUUUUUCAGUGGCUCCGCCAACCCCUCUGAGGGAAAACAGCUGCCCUCGGCCUCCCCCUGCCCCUGAGGGUGUGGUUAUCAGUGAGGUGGCUAGCAGCCACUGGACCAAUCACAGCCAGCAGCAGGACUUUGUGGAGCUGCAUGGGCCCCCUAUGACAGACCUGCAGGGCCUGGUACUCUCUGUGUUUGACCAGGAGCGUAGUGGGACCGUGAUUGCUCUUCCUUUGACUGGAUCUAUUGACCAGGAUGGAUUUUACAUCAUUGGAAAUGUCAGCAGUGCAGAUCAGACCUUCCCAGAGGGCUCCACGGUUCCAGGACGAGGAGCUGUAGUCUUGUGCUACGACCUGUUCAGUGUCUGCAGAGCUGGAACUGCUCUGACCAACUCCAGCCUCAGAGAUGUGCUUGUGUUUAGUGAAAACCAACACCUGCUGUUCUCUCUGUCCACCACCAGAGGGAGACAAGUGAUGCCAGCGCUCAAGUCAGUGGAAGAUGGUCCCGUCUCACUUAGCCGGUGUUCAUGCUGUGAGGUGAGGAGCCCCUCCUCCUGGACCACCUCCUCUCCCACACCUCACAGCACCAACCUCUGUCCGAGCUCCGCCUUCUCAAGUCAAAUUGAUCUUUGCCUCGGACCCAUGUCCGCUGACUGGCAGGAGCAGGUGGGAGACUGCAGUGGUCUGAUCCAUGGGAAGAGGGUCUCUGAGGUGGCAGACUACUUAGAGCAGAGAUGUCAUUGUGGCAUUUCUGCACUCUAUCUCCAAGGGGCAAACUUUUCUUGUGUGUCUGGCUGGCUGCGAGUUUGGGGGAACAUUCAGGCUCUGUCGGCCCAUCAGAGGGCCCUGAUCAUCCAGACGUCACACAUGAACCCGCCGUCCACCCAGGGAGACGUCUGCUCCUCUCCCACCAUCGAUCGUUACACAAGCACAACAUCUGCCCUGGGGUUGCAGAUUGGGCUGAUAGUGGCCGUGAUCCUGGUGCUGGGACUAGGAGCUGCUCUGUUCACGUAUUUCUACAGGAGGAGGCGUCCUCUGGACUAUUACACCAUGGAGCUGAGUGAACACGCAGAGGGACUGUCUGAUCUAUAAUCCGGGCUUUGAGCCGCUGUUUUUGCACGUGGAAGUGCCCGUGUGCAGGGGGAAGACUUCAGCAGAGAGAGCGACUGUCGUGGGUAAACAGAGGGUUAAUUUGACCUGUGGGUGACUAAUUGUGCGACCGUUCUGAAAUAAAUGCCACCAAGUGUCCUUCUGUCAAAGUGACUUGUAAUUGUUAACUGUGUGGUUGCAUCCAGUGUGAGACGUGACAUUUUAUAACUUCAGUGACAUGAAAUUAGGCAACCAGUGUGCUGAAUUUUUAUGAAGUCAUAACAUUUUUCUAAGAAUUGAUGUACAACCCUUGCCUGUGAACAGUGCUGGUUACUACUUUUAAAAGAAAGGAAGAUAUAAGAAAGGGAUUUUUUUUUUUUAAAUACUUGAUUUGUUGUUGUUUUUGUUGCUAUGGAUAAAGCCUUUAAGUUAAGAAAUGUAAACAAGCAUGCUUCUGAUUUAUGCAGAAAACCCAGCUGGCACUAAAGUGUUUUAACUCCAGGCUUUAUAACGAGAUUACAUUUGUUCACUUCUGUUCUUUGACCUCCUGCCUUGUUUUCCUGCUAUAUAUUCUGAUAGAUGACUGAACUGUAGUCAGUCAAAGGGCCUGAUUGCCCUUUAAAUGUGAAUGUCUCUAACCUGUAUCAAGUGUCUGUAACCACUUUUGUGCUCUUGCUCAAAGCAAACUGUUUACAAUGUGUUGAUUGAAAAUUAGAAGAAGGGAAUGUGUGACUCUUAUGAAGUGAUUCCUCAAAUGGGGAGAAUUUGUUUUUGGGGAUGAGAGAUUGCUGAUAACUCUGUAUUUCACUUGUGUUCUUAGUGGCUCUGAAACCUCUCUCGUGCCUUUGUCUCGUGUUUCAUUCGAGCAGUUGUUUCUUCACUCAGUAGAGGGACAGUACAGCCAUAAGCGUCAGUACAACAGAUACCAUGUUGGUAUUCUCAGGGGGGAAGCAUAUGCUAGCAGUCUGAAAUGAUAAGUUAUUGUAGGAAUGCAGAGAGAUUUUUAUCACUUAGGUGAGUUUGAGUUCACUUUUGAUAGAUUAAAUAUAUCAGACCUAAAAAAAAAAAAAAUCUAAAUUGGCAAGCUAAUGUGCCUGUGCCGUGGAUGAUCUUGCGUGUGCCCCGUUAUUGACAAUGUCAAUGUGCUGCUUGCCUCUCUGUGUUUUGCUUUACCCCUCCCCUUCAACUCUAAUCUCGCAGUAAAAUUUCCUAAUACGACCAUGUAAAGCUAAAUCAGUCGUGUAAAAUAUAAUUUCAGUCAGGACCACUAUAGUUAAAAGAAAAUUGUGAUUGUUAUUAUUUUUUUAAAUGUAGUAUAGCUCUAGAAAAGCAUGUAAAUAUGUGGAAAACCAGAGCUGGGGAGAGCAGCAGUGUCAGAAACAGCAGGGGGUGCAGGUUUGCAGAGGCAGCAACAACUGCGUGCAGGCUAAAGCAGCUUGAGUAGCGGUGGCCUAAAUCAGACUGGAUGUCGGCUGACGUGGGCUCGCAUCGGGAUCAACUUCGUGGCCUGCCUGAGCUGAGCUGUGCUUGAUUGAUUUUUGCAGAUGUGCUGCUGCUUUCAUAUGACUUCUUUUCUUUUAUGUCAAAUUUGCCAAAUUAAGGCAUUUUUUAAAGCAUUCACAGUGAUUAAAUGUGUGGAUUUCCCCUUGUAAUGUUUAUUAAAUGUAUUUUCUGGUAAACCUGUAUAUUUUAGGUUUUGUGAAAAAAAAAAAAAAAAAAUUAGUGCAUGUAAUAGGUUAGAAAGAGAAAAGGCAGGAUGAAGAAGUUGAUCAUCAAGCUUACAAAUGACAUACGGACAUGCAAAUGAGUUUGCUGUUGAGUAGAACUUGAUGUCUCUAACCUUUAAAAAAAACAAAGGAUUCAUGAGUAAAUGGCUCGUGUAACACUACUGCAUGUCAGCUUUUUUUUUUUUUUUUUUUAAACCUGAGUUGCUGUAUUUACAGAUUCAGGUUUGCAGUACUCAAACUCUUAACACAACUACAAAUGAAAACAGGAGCUUGCAGGUCUCACUGUGUGUACAUGCAGCAAAUGUUCUCUGAGAAUUUACACACACACACACACACACACACACACACACACA
This is a messenger RNA of Archocentrus centrarchus (flier cichlid), 5306 nucleotides long. RefSeq lists its product as uncharacterized. The coding region runs from base 446 to 3229 and encodes 927 amino acids. The record is from RefSeq and is a predicted model, not a curated record. The transcript has 12 exons. NCBI's taxonomy places the organism in Eukaryota, Metazoa, Chordata, Actinopteri, Cichliformes, Cichlidae.